AUGACUGUCUCCUUCGCGCAGGAUGAUGAGCACCCGGGAUAUGCUAGAAAUGUCGAGGCCGAGGAGCUAUUGGAGGCCCUGCAGAAUAUUCAGAAUGCUCAGAAUGCACACCCUGACGUGGAAGUCGAGCCGUUCAACGACGGAGCAGGAGUAGCGGAAGGAACCAGCCUCAAGACAGCGGACGAGAAGCACAUCAAUCAUUCAAACAUUGUCGCGCAGUCGCCAGUCGCAGAGACACAAGAGCAAUUGCAGAGUAACAAAUGUCCUCAAGAAGACAGAAUAAAAGGUGGCGCAACUACUACAGGACAAGCAGAGGCAUCUCUUGAGAAUCCAAAAGUUGGCAAUCCAAUAUCCCAUGGCCAGGUUAUAGAUCUAUCGAAACAACUGAAGGCAUAUAAUUUAUCCCCAAGCAGCCUAGAUGUACUGCUGCGAGGGGCGAGGGUCUAUGUGCCUCCCCCUCCGUCAAAACCCGAGCCUACAUCUGAAUACAAAGCUCUCAUGACCCGCCUUCGCCGUGAAGAGGAACUACGAGCAUACGAAAGAAUGACCAACCCGAUUUCACCUAUGGAGACCUUUGCCCAACGAUUCCCUGCCGCCUCCGCCGCUCGCGCCUUCUCCUCAAGCUACCACCAUAUCAGUACCUCAGAUCUGGAUGAUGAUGACGUUACAUAUGCGGAUGUAGACCGACAGAUGGCUUUGAUAUUGAACGUGCUAGUUAGUAUUGUAGCUUGUGCUGGAGCCAUAUGGGUUGUGGCCCGUUGGUGGAGUACACCAACUCGAUUGGCCUUGAGUAUGGGAGGCAGUCUACUGGUCGGUGUUGCUGAGGUUGUGGUUUAUUCUGGCUACAUCAGGAGAGUGGCAGAGGCAAAGGCUAAUGCAAAGGGCGUCAAAGACGUCAAGGAGGUUUUGAAUACUUGGGUCAUCGGAGCUGAAGAUGAUGAAAAGGGAACGGAUGUUCCAGUAGUGAUAAAAGGCGAUACCGAUGCCGCCAGGCCACGGAGGAGGAAGAAUAAUAAUGUGUUAUAA
This is a messenger RNA of Venustampulla echinocandica, 1026 nucleotides long. RefSeq lists its product as uncharacterized. Gene Ontology annotation, cellular component: endomembrane system. Bases 1 to 1026 code for a protein of 341 amino acids. NCBI's taxonomy places the organism in Eukaryota, Fungi, Ascomycota, Leotiomycetes, Helotiales, Pleuroascaceae. The record is from RefSeq and is a predicted model, not a curated record. The transcript has 4 exons. Gene Ontology annotation, biological process: vacuolar proton-transporting V-type ATPase complex assembly.